GGGAGCGAGCAGAGAGAGACGCUGAGAGCUCACACUAACAGGGAGUAGAGCAAAGCCCAGCACAGGGCAACUGGGAAGAGUGAUUGAGAGAGGAAACGAGAAAGAAAGAAGACACAACCCUGACAGCAGAUCAAAGAGGAAGCUAUCAGACACCCAGAACUGUGCUGAGAGCACAGUAGUUUUUUUGUGUGCUAAGUUAAUUUCCGUACUAGCUUGCUGUUUUUUAGAUUCGACUCCAUCCAUUACUUAUCUUCAGCAAUGAUGCUUUGGUUCCCUCUGCUUUCCUGGCUCGUGGGACAUGGGGUGUGCGCCAUGUUCACUCAACAGCCCCAGGACCUGGUGGUGGUGGCUGGCCAGCCUGUCACCUUGCCCUGCUCCAUUCCCGGUUACCACGGCAUCGUGCUCUGGGUCAAGGAUGGUCUAGCUCUGGGUGUGAACCGAGAUCUCUCUGGAUACCCUCGGUAUUCCGUGGUGGGGGACCACAGUGAGGGGGAGUAUCAUCUUCGGAUUGGUCGCGUGGAUCUGACGGACGAUGCCCUCUUUGAGUGCCAAGCCAUCCAGGCUGCCAUCAGAUCACGACCCGCCCGCCUGACUGUGCUGGUUCCUCCUGACAACCCUGUCAUCAUCGGGGCCCCGGUAGUGAGUCUGCGGGCAGGCGACCCCCUCAACCUGACCUGUCAUGCUGAUAAUGCUAAGCCAGCAGCUUCAAUCAUCUGGAUCCGUGACGGGGAAGUCCUCAAUGGAGCCACAUAUUCCAAGGUGGGGACCCAGACACUGCUUCGAGAUGGGCGCAGAGAGACCACGGUCAGCACCCUCUACAUCUCUGCCUCCAACAUUGAGACCGGCCAGAAGAUCAUCUGUCGUGCCUCCAACAAGGCCGUGCCCAAUGGCAAAGAGGCCAGCGUGACCAUUGACAUUCAGCACCUGCCUCUGGUCAACCUUACUGUGGAUCCCCAACCCAUCCUGGAGGGUAACCUGGUGAAGUUCCAUUGUUCGGCCAAAGCCAACCCACCCGUCACUCAGUACAGGUGGGCCAAAGGUGGCAACAUUAUCAAGGAGGUGUCAGGUGACACAUAUGAAGCCAUUGUGGACUACACCUUUUUCACCGAGCCAGUGUCGUGUGAAGUCACCAAUCCCUUGGGCAGCACCAAUAUCAGCCGUAAUGUGGAUGUCUACUUUGGGCCCCGCAUGGCAGCAGAACCACAGUCUUUGCAGGUGGAUUUGGGUUCUGAUGCUGUAUUCAACUGUGCCUGGACCGGCAAUCCCUCACUCACCAUUGUAUGGAUGAAACGAGGUUCCGGGGUGGUACUGAGCAAUGAGAACAUCCUGACACUGAAGACAGUGAGACAAGAGGAUGCUGGGAAGUAUGUGUGCCGGGCAGUGGUCCCCCGGGUGGGGGCAGGGGAGAAGGAAGUAACCCUCACUGUAAAUGGUCCUCCCACCAUCUCCAGCACUCAGACGCAGCAGGCUCUGCAUGGCGAGAAGGGCCAGAUAAAGUGCUUCAUCCGCAGCACGCCUCCGCCGGACCGCAUAGCAUGGUCCUGGAAGGAGACGGUGCUGGAGUCUGGAACAUCCGGGCGGUACACUGUGGAGACAGUCAGCACGGAGGAGGGUGUCAUCUCCACCUUGACCAUGAGCAACAUCGUCCCUGCCGACUUCCAGACCAUCUACAACUGCACCGCCUGGAACAGCUUCGGCUCCGACACGGAGAUCAUCCGCCUCAAGGAGCAAGGUGGGAGCCAAGAGUCCCUCCAUUUGGCUGUCAUCAUUGGGGUGGCUGUGGGAGCCUUUGUGGCCUUCAUUGUCCUCAUGGGGACCAUUGGAGCUUUCUGCUGUACUCGUCUUCAGAGAAAAGACGCGCACCUGGUUAUGUCCUCACUGCCUGUCUCCAUCUCUGCUCACCAGACAGACCUUUCAAGCAAAAUUAAGGCAGAAAAUCUCAAAGGGGUUGUAUCCGCCAAGAACGACAUCCAAGUGGAAAUCGUUCACAAGGAUCACAACGCAGCCCGGGAGACAGAGGAGCAUGCCACCAUCAAGCAGCUGAUGAUUGAGCGGGGUGAAUUCCAGCAGGAAUCUGUGCUGAAACAGCUGGAGGUGCUGCAGGAGGAGGAGAAGCACAUUAAGGACCCGACCAAUGGUUACUACAGUGUAAACACAUUCAAGGAGCAUCAUUCCACCCCUACCAUGUCUAUGGCAGGCAACCAGACGAACGAGAUCCGCAAUCCCACCACUGGCACCAUGGGCAAGCAAAGGGUACCCACAGGAAUGUCCUUCACCAACAUCUACUCCACACUGGGCGCCGGCCCCAACCGCCUGUACGACUACAGCCAGCGCUUUGUGCUGGGCAUGGGCAGCAGCUCCAUCGAGCUCUGCGAGCGCGAGUUCCAGCGCGGCUCCCUCAGCGACUCCAGCUCCUUCCUGGACACGCAGUGCGACAGCAGCGUCAGCAGCUACAGCAAGCAGGACGGCUACGUGCAGUUCGACAAGGCCAGCAAGGCCUCUGCGUCCUCCUCCUCCCACUACUCCCAGUCCUCCUCCCAGAACUCUGACCUCACGCGUCCCCUGCAGAAGCGCAUGCAGACCCACGUGUGAGACGCGGAGGUGCUGGAAGAGGGGUAGAGCAGCCCGACGUGGAAGAAUUCCCAAACAGUGGUCACCAGGAAUCUUUGCAACACACUCUCUGUACUUGUGUGUGUUUGCGGGGAGGUAAUUGAUUUGCCGGGUUGUCUUUUCUUUGUUUUUUUGAGAUUUUUCACAGACCUAUCCAAGAUAAUGCAGGAGUGUUUAAAAUGUCCAUGCUCCAUUUGGACUCUACGUUCUUGAAUUCCCCUGUGGGUACAUCACAAUCACUACCCAUCUGACAUAGGCCAUGAAAUGUCCUGCAGUAAGAAACUUAUACUUGUGCUUGCCAUCAAAGAUCCGGUU
Molecule: messenger RNA, 2925 nt
Organism: Megalops cyprinoides (Indo-Pacific tarpon)
Lineage: Eukaryota; Metazoa; Chordata; Actinopteri; Elopiformes; Megalopidae
Gene: kirrel3a
Product: kirre like nephrin family adhesion molecule 3a
Exons: 16
Coding region: 259-2592 (777 amino acids)
Biological process (GO): synapse assembly; cell-cell adhesion
Cellular component (GO): cell-cell junction
Molecular function (GO): cell adhesion molecule binding
Source: RefSeq, a predicted model, not a curated record